AUGUCGUAUAAAGAAUAUUUCUAUACACAGAUCAUGUUAGUUUUAAUAAUAAAUAGUGUAUAUAGUGAAUUUAUAGACCUGAAUAGCAAAAGUAGUUUGACAUUCGUAAUAGAUGAUACAGGAUCGAUGAGCAACGAAAUUCGCCAAGUAAAAGAGGGUGCGAAAAGCAUUUUUGAUACUGUCAUGAAUUCAAAUUCAUCUCAGAUCGAAGAUUUCAUUCUAGUGACCUUCAAUGACCCAUCUAUCAAGCAUAGGAUUACAACCAAAAACUUAGCUGGAUUCAAGAAUGCUUUAGACUUCAUAAAUGUAUACGGUGGAGGCGAUUGCCCUGAGAUGUGUAUGACUGGAAUUAAAAAAGCUUUAAUUGAAAGUCGGCCGAGAUCUUUGCUAUACAUAUUUACUGAUGCCAGUGCCAAAGAUUACGAAAAGUAUGAAGAAAUUAAAGAUUUGGCCCAGAGAAAGCUUAGUCAGAUUAUCUUCGUUCUAACGGGAAUGUGUGGCAGCGAAAAAGAUCCUCAUUACAAGGUGUUCGAAUAUCUCGCCACGGCUACGUCUGGACAGGUCUUUCACUUAGAUAAAUCUGGGGAGGUUCAUAAGAUUUUAAAAUACGUCGAGGAAUUGGUGAAAAGCAGAAAAACCGUUAUAGCCAAUAAAGAUUUUCCACCUGGCCCUAAUACGUUUACGUACGAAGUUGAUAGCAAAAUGAAAGAACUAGUCAUAUCGGUAGCUGGAAGAGAUCCAAGUGUGACUGUAACUGGACCUGAUGGUAAAACUGCCGCCACAGAGGACAUCACUCGGACGUCUACUAUUGCUGUGGUGAAAGUAACUGAAGUAAAGCCAGGAGUCUAUAAUGCAGAAGUAAACAGCCAAACACGAACUUCAGUUGUGGUCACUGGACGUACCACUCUUCAUUUUGUAUAUGGAUUUGCUCCAAUCGUACCUUCAACAAUUUCAAGUACUGCUACUAAACCUUUGCCAGACACAAAAUCUUUUGUUGCCAUUAAGCUGACGACUGAUGAAUCCGACGAUGUAGUUCUCGAAACUCUGCAAAUUCGAAAUAUGGAUGACAAUAUUGUUACGGAAGUGCCAUUUAACGUAACAGCUGACAAGAAAAAUCAAUUUUAUGUUACGGACAAACUGAAAUUCCCAAACACUGCAUUCAGAAUUGCGAUAAAAGGUUAUGACUCUGAGACCAAAACAUCGAUAACGAGAAUUAGCUUGACGCCUACAGAACCACAGAUAAUAGUGGAUCGCGUCAACAUACCACCAACAGUUGCGAUUGUCGGAGAAUCUAAAGUAACGGUCGAGUAUGAUAACCCUUUGGAAUUAAGAUGUAGUAUAACAGCGUAUCCUAAGCCUGUAGUUGUAUGGGAGGAUAACGAUGGAAAUUCGCUCCCAGCUGAUUUAACUAUAAUAGGAAUUCCAAAUGACUACUUAAGCGUUCUAGCCAUCGACAGCGUGAAGGAGAAUAAAACAUACACAUGCAAAGCAGAAAAUGAUAACGGUCAAGAUAAAAAAGACAUCGUUGUUGAAACUACCAGGGCUUUCUACUUAGAUGUUUUGGAGGCACCAAAAAGUGAAGAAAUUGAAAUUGACACAUCAGCAAAAUUUGUAUGCAAGGUGGACGCUAGACCAACAGCGGAUAUCAAAUGGCUAAAAAAUGGCCAAUAUCUUAGAACAGACGAAAACAUUAAGCUAUCACCUGACAGCUCAGAGCUAAUUAUUAACAGGAUGAAAAUUGAACAUUCCGGACGCUAUAUGUGUGUUGUGACAAAUUUACGUGAGAAACGUGCUUUUAAAUUUUAUGUUGGUGUAUCUGGAGUAGAACAACCUAAGAUAGAAAAAAAUAUAAAUGAAAUUCGAACACUAGAGGGAGCUAAUGUUGAUAUAGAAUGCAGAUUGCUUCAAGGUAAACCAAAACCUACAAUGCGUUGGUUCUUCCAAACACCUCAAGGAUCUGAAGAAAUCGACGCAUCAGGAGAAGAUCACAUAACUCUCAACAGUGUCACGACAGAAACGUCAGGCACGUACCGCUGUGAAGCUCAUAAUGAUGUAGGUGAUGAUUAUCAUUAUACGGAUGUUAUUGUGGAUUAUCCACCUGUCAUAAGAAAAGGUAAACCAGAAAUAAAACCUUGGGAAGGUGAUAAAAUAAGAAUCCCUUGCAGAGUGGUAGGUGAACCUGCCCCUGAAGUUAAGUGGUUUAUCAAUGACACUGAAAUUGAUGAAGAACGCUUCAAGGUUCACAAAUCUCAUAGUUUAAAUUUUAGAGUAAAAUUAACGGAUAGCGGCACCUACAGGUGCCAAGCUACUAACCCUCAUGGUACAGCAAAUGCAACCACUCUAGUGCAGGUUAUUAUACCACCACAAAUCGAAUCUCCUGCAGAGAGCCGACUUAAUGUCCUAAUAGGCAAGAACGUCAAACUUCCUUGUGUGGUAAAUGGAUUCCCGAAGCCAAAAAUAACAUGGAUAUUCUACAGCUCUAACUCGUCAAUACUACCACGUAAGCUGAAAACACGAGACCCGUCAGGCUCUUUGUCAUUACAAACAGUGCAACUUGACAAAGAAGGAUACUAUGCCUGCGAAGCAAAAAACAUUGGUGGCAAUAAAACAAUCACUUACGAAGUAAAAGUUCUUGCACCUCCACAAAUACAAAACAUAUAUCCAGAGAAAACCUUGAAAGCAGUUGUUGGAGACAAAGUGCUUAGAGUUCGAUGUCAAGCUACAGGGAAUCCGAAACCUGACAUCAUCUGGAUUCAAGAGGAAAGCGGUACAAUUCCUGCUGGUUCUGAAUGGUACGAUAUUGAUAACGAUGGCACGUUAAUUAUCAAAAAUGUUGGAAAAGAUUCAGGGGGAGAGUAUAUAUGUCAAGCACAGAAUUCACUAGGAGUUGACAGAGAAAAGAUUCAUAUUGAUAUUGAACCUUAUCCUAGACCUGAUAUUCCUAAAUCAAAAACAUUAAUUGAAGAGGGUCACUCGAGCGACAUCGAAUGCAAUAUUCCUCAUACAAAAAUUGACUCCUUGAAUUGGUUCAAGGAUGGUAGAUUGAUAGCAAAAGGCGAACUUCGUUUGGAGAACGUGCAAACUACAGACUCUGGUAUUUACACUUGCCGGGUGAGCACGUUUGAGAAAGCACGUAACGCAAACGUACAAGUCACGGUUGGCUCUAAACCGAGAUUCUUAAAUCCUGCAGACAAACAUAUUGAGUUUUUAGACGGUUUUACUGCUGUUAUGGAUUGUAAUGUUGAAGGAAACCCUGAACCACAGGUAUCCUGGUGGAAUGGUGGAGGACAAAUACCUUUUAAAGGUAUGACUUAUACUAUCGAUAUGAAAGUAUCGAAUAUGGGCCAAUACACAUGUUUGGUUAAAAAUAGCUAUGGAAGCAUAUUACGCCAAUAUGAAAUUUCAUCAAAAGAUUGUAUGUUAAACAUUAAAUAUGAUUUUGAUGCAAAACAGCCUCUUAUGGUAUUACAACUAUCUGAUAGCUUGAUAUGGCCGUCGUCGUUUGAAAGAGUAGGCGAAUACGUGAGGAUACCAAAUGGUCAACCAGUACGUUUAUCUUGCCCCAAUGGUUUUCAACACUUCCCAACAAACGACAUCAUGGUUAGGUGUCUUAAGCAAAAACAAUUCUUGUAUAAUGGCAAAAGUCACGAAUUUCAAAAAUUUCAAUGUAGGACAGAACACAGACCAAUUUUAAGAAAAACUGGUGAAAGUUGCCUACCUGGUAACACUGAAAAAUUAAGAAUUGGUUAUGAAGCACUUGGACAGUUCUUGGAAGUAUACAGUGUCUGCUUUGAUGUCGAUAAUUUCGUGCCUAUUUAUGCAGAACAUAACAUUGACCGUAACGUAGCAGCCGAAAAACUGAAAAGAGAAGAAUGGUACGCGAAUGAAUACACAUUUUUUGACUUAGAAACUAUUUACAACUGUAAUAAGCAAAUGGCUAUAUUGAAAAUUUUGGGGACUGGAUCUUUUUGGGAUAACAGAUGUUGCUUUUCUAAAAGACAGUUGAUAAAUUCACGAGAUGUUUUACCUGGUUUAUCUCAGAGAGCUACGUACAAUCUUCUAAAUGUGGUCCCUCAGUGGUCUUCAUGCAACAGCAAGAACUGGGAUAGCAUAGAAGAGCUAGUAAGAAACUUGGCAAAAUUCACACCUGGUUUUCUUAAGAUUUGGACAGGUAGAUCACAGCAAUUGCAAAUAUCUGGCAAAGCUGUCAGUCUCGUGGAUCAGAACGGAGAACAGCAGUCGGUGCCUCAAUUUUUAUGGAAGGUGGUACAAGACCCUGCUACUCGAGAAUCGGUAGCCAUCAUCCAAGUUAACGUCCCUUAUUUGACUGAAUCUGACGCAAUGCGUUAUGUUCGCUGCAGAGAUGUCUGCAACGAAAUCGAAUGGAUGGAUGGAAGGUCCUGGCGUGACGUCAGAAACGGGUUCAUUUAUUGCUGCAACAUCAAAGAAUUCGAAGCAAACUUCGGCUACCACGGCAUCUUCAACAGCGGUGAUGGAAAGCUGCUUUACAGGAACGCACCUGCUCUUCCUAGUUUUACUUUGUAAAAAAUAGUCUAAAAAUAUUUUUUUUGUCUUUGUUGUGGUUUAAAAAAACAAUUGUUUCGAAUAACAUUUAGGUUUAACUAAUACCACUAUUUGAAUGUUCAAAGGUUAGAUUUUGUUAACAACACAAUAAUGUACGAGUAGCCCAAAAAGAUAAAGAAAUUAAAUUAAACGAAAGG
Messenger RNA from Hyposmocoma kahamanoa, 4721 nucleotides. Its product is annotated as hemicentin-1-like. The transcript is spliced from 26 exons. Gene Ontology annotation, molecular function: hydrolase activity; metal ion binding; nucleic acid binding. Bases 1 to 4545 code for a protein of 1514 amino acids. Lineage: Eukaryota; Metazoa; Arthropoda; Insecta; Lepidoptera; Cosmopterigidae. The record is from RefSeq and is a predicted model, not a curated record.